Cottoperca gobio is the source of this 2146-nucleotide messenger RNA. RefSeq names its product zinc finger protein OZF-like. The coding region runs from base 15 to 1205 and encodes 396 amino acids. Lineage: Eukaryota; Metazoa; Chordata; Actinopteri; Perciformes; Bovichtidae. The transcript has a single exon. The record is from RefSeq and is a predicted model, not a curated record.
AGACUGAUACCUGUAUGUUGACUCCUACUGAUGAGGAAAGUGACCACCAGCUCCUCGCUCACAACUCUUAUGUAGCUGAGAGCCAAGAUCAGAAAGGAGGCAAGCAUGGAGACUCAGGCUCAACUAGAAAUGCAGAGCCACAUCAACAGAAUCAACAUCACGAAAGCAUAAGUCACAGUAACAAUGUCGACAACCUUAACCUGUCAGAGAUGCACUGUGAUACUCCUACAGGCAAACAGCCUUUAAAAUGUGACGCAUGUGGAAAAGACUUUAAGCAUAAAUGCUCACUAGAGAGACAUCUGAGAACCCACACAGGUGAGAAGCCAUAUUCUUGUAAAACAUGUGGGAAAGGAUUUAAACAGAAAUCAGCAUUGACCUCUCAUACAAGAAUCCACACAGGUGAGAAGCCAUAUUCCUGCAACACGUGUGGGAAAAGAUUUAAUGACAAAUCAUCAUUGACCUCUCAUACAAGAAUCCACACAGGUGAGAUUCCAUAUUCUUGUAAAACAUGUGGGAAAGGAUUUAAUAAGAAAUCAUCAUUGACCUCUCAUACAAGAAUCCACACAGGUGAGAUUCCAUAUUCUUGUAAAACAUGUGGGAAAGGAUUUAAUAAGAAAUCAUCAUUGACCUCUCAUACAAGAAUCCACACAGGUGAGAUUCCAUAUUCUUGUAAAACAUGUGGGAAAGGAUUUAAUAAGAAAUCAGCAUUGACCUAUCAUACAAGAAUCCACACAGGUGAAAGGCCAUUUUCUUGUAAAACAUGUGGGAAAAGAUUUAAUCACAAUGUAUCAUUGACCUAUCAUACAAGAACCCACACAGGUGAGAGGCCAUUUUCUUGUAAAACAUGUGGGAAAGGAUUUAAUAGAAAAUCAUCAUUGACCUCUCAUACAAGAAUCCACACAGGUGAGAAGCCAUAUUCUUGUAAAACAUGUGGGAAAGGAUUUAAAAAUAAAUCGGCAUUGACCACUCAUACAAGAAUCCACACAGGUGAGAAGCCAUAUUCUUGUAAAACAUGUGGGAAAGGAUUUAAACAGAAAUCAUCAUUGACCACUCAUACAAGAAUCCACACAGGUGAGAAGCCAUAUUCUUGUAAAACAUGCAAAAAAAAAUUCCGGUCUAAUAAUAAUUUGAAAGUCCACAUGAGAACGCACAUGGGGGGAAAGCUGCAUCACUGCAGCACAGAGGUUCCAGAGAUUAAAGAGUAACAUGAGGAACUAAAAUGAGUUUGACACUCCUGACUUCAGGGUUACACUCUGUAAUAAGUGUUUGAUCAUACACUAUUUCUACACACUACCUCAGAAAUGAGGUCACUGAGGUUUUUUCUUUGUUAGAGGAAGAUUGUCUGUUUUGGGUUAUUGGAUUGCAAUGGGAUAGUGCUUGAUCACCUGAACGUGUAAAUGUAGCAGAGAUAUGGAUGGUGGGAUGCUGGGCUAAAGAAGCUUGUGCGUAAUGCAUACUGGUACAUGCAGGCAGUCCCUGCACGGCUCCGCGAGCAGGAGAACUCAGCUUUAGGAUUCAGGGGGAUCUAUUUGCAGAAAUGGAAUAUAGUAUUCAUAACUAUGUUUUCUUUCAUCUAUAAUCACAUGAAACUAAGAAUUGUUGUGUUUUCAUUAGAUUAGAACGAGCCCUUCAUAUCUACAUGAGGAGCGUGUCCACUUCCACUGAGACCCCCAUGUAGCCUCUUUAGUAUCCCAGAACAGACGAACCAAACUCUGGCUCUAGAAAAGGUCUUUCGUGUUUUUACGUUACCGGAAGCCACUGUAGGUUCUCACAACACUUGGAAAAGGAGGUGGGCAGAGGAGUAUUCAGUUAGUUGCACCUGCAACCUCACCGCUAGAUGCCACUAAAUCCUACACACUGGACCUUUCUAAGGGGACAGUUAAUGUUGUAACUGACCAUGAUGAACAAACUGUUGACCAAGAUGAAUGUUACUGCAUUGUAUGCAACUUUUUAAUUGAACAACGGUGACACUGAGCAUGGGUGAUUGUAGCAACACUGUUAAUAUCAUUUGUUAUACUGCUGCACAUUGUUUGAAGACUGACUGUGACAGAACAUAUUGCUGUAAAGGCCAGAAGCUAUAGAAGCUUAAAGAGAACGUAUUCAUAUCACACAUGUUUGUUACCAAGGUAGAAUGGUGCAUCACAUU